GAUGCUGUCUUCUCUCUGCAUGAUGACGUGUCCCCGAACUUGCACCCGCAUCCUGGGGUUGAGCCUGGGAACUGCAGCCCUGUUUGCCGCUGGGGCCAACAUGGCGCUUCUCUUUCCUGAUUGGGAUGUGACCUACCUGUGGAGGGGCCUUAUUGGCAGGCAUGCCAUGCUGGGCACUGGAUUCUGGGGAGGAGGCAUCAUGGUACUCACCGCAGCUGCCCUCAUCUCCCUGAUGGGCUGGAGAUACAGCUGCUUCAGUGAGAGUGGACCGUGUCGAAGCAUGCUUACUGCUCUGUUGUCAAGUGGCCUGGCUUUGCUUGGAGCCUUGAUUUGCUUUGUCACAUCUGGAGUAGCCCUGAAAGAUGGUCCUUUUUGCAAGUUCGAUGUUUCAUCCUUCAAUCAGACUCAAGCUUGGAAAUAUGGUUAUCCAUUCAAAGAUCUGCGUAACAGGAAUUAUUUGUAUGACCAUUCGCUCUGGACCUCCGUCUGCCUGGAGCCCUCUAAAGCUGUGGUUUGGCACGUGUCCUUCUUCUCUGCCCUUCUGUGCGUCAGCCUCUUGCAGCUCCUCCUGGUGGCCAUUCACUUCAUCAACAGCUUCCUGAGCCUCUUCUGCAGCCUCUGUGAGAAGUGAUAGGUAACGCCCUUUCUGUGGGUGUUUUCAUCAUAAGCUGCCUUGAAUUCUUUCUGCAAGUAGUGGAUAUGAAUUAUAACAAACUUCCCUUCUAGGUAUCCUGGUAGUAAUAAUAACAACAAUUACUAGCAUGCAGGGUGAGUGAUAUAAUGCAUUUUAAAUCACUCCGUAAACGAACAAUGAGGGACCAGCAGUUGGUGUAAUGGCUAUGUCGCUGGAC
Molecule: messenger RNA, 851 nt
Organism: Tupaia belangeri chinensis (Chinese tree shrew)
Lineage: Eukaryota; Metazoa; Chordata; Mammalia; Scandentia; Tupaiidae
Product: transmembrane 4 L6 family member 19
Exons: 4
Coding region: 2-631 (209 amino acids)
Cellular component (GO): membrane
Source: RefSeq, a predicted model, not a curated record